This is a messenger RNA of Babesia microti strain RI, 2343 nucleotides long. RefSeq names its product crossover junction endonuclease MUS81. Lineage: Eukaryota; Apicomplexa; Aconoidasida; Piroplasmida; Babesiidae. Gene Ontology annotation, molecular function: 3'-flap endonuclease activity; crossover junction DNA endonuclease activity; DNA binding. Gene Ontology annotation, biological process: DNA catabolic process; resolution of meiotic recombination intermediates; double-strand break repair via break-induced replication. The record is from RefSeq and is a predicted model, not a curated record. The coding region runs from base 1 to 2343 and encodes 780 amino acids. Gene Ontology annotation, cellular component: Holliday junction resolvase complex; nucleus. The transcript is spliced from 9 exons.
AUGGAAAAAUUUACCAUUGAAUACCAAGAAUACCCCUCAAAAACACCUCUCCAUCCUCUAAAAUCACCUAACUAUUUCGCCAACAUCUCUGAUUCCCCUAUCCUAAUCCAUCCACACAAUAUUCCCUUCUUCAAGCACAUUAAACAAUUCAUCAAUGACAUUCCUCCAGAAAAUAUUGGAGAAAUUAAACACUACCACAACAUCCUACAAUCACUGACAAAAUAUCCUUUACCACUUUCUGAAUUCAACGAUUUUGCCAGGUUAAAAGGAAUGGAUACGCAAACAGCAUGCGUUUUAACUAAAAUUCCUGGGAACAGUGAUUGUUGUUCACAUUCAUCAGCGUUCAAAAAACAACGUCUCACUGAAGCUAGACGUUUUUGUAAAUUAUUGUUAAGGAGCAGCAUACAAACCCAACACUAUCAAUUGUCAAUGCCACCAGGUUUGCAUACAUCGCCAGUGAAAGCAAUGGAUACUUCCAAGCGAUUAUACACACCGCCAAAUGGCAGCUCCUCAUGGGCUGCCCUAAUCAUCUUAUUUAUACUCCAUACAAAUACGAAUUCCACUCGUUUUAGAUUGUCAAACCUAGUGAAUUUAUCUGAAAGACUUUUGAAGAUAAUUCCCUGUUCCAGAGUAGACGUAACAUCGCUUUCUAAACUCAUAAAACGCAAUUUGGUGACCUUCCACAAUGAAUUUUUCAAACCUAAAAGGAUUAACGACACUGACAGUGAUAGUAGGCCCAAGAGGUUCAUGAGUAAAAUGGCCGAUAUGUACUAUUACUCCAUAACAGAGGAUGGGUUGUCUGUGGGUAGGAUUUUGAUAGUGAAUGUUAAAAUAUCAAUUAAGUCUCUUAUUGAGAACAUUUUUCCAAGCUACAACACUAAUAUGGAUGAUAGAAGUAUGACAUACACCCCAAAUAGAUCUCAAUCCCAACAAUUAACCCAAAGCACUAGUAUCAGCUCACCAAGAUCUGUCAAAUUGUCGUAUAAUAAAGCCACUCAUAAUAUACCAGUAGAUUUUUAUUCAUUAGCAUGCAAACCAAAAAGAGACCUAAAGGAUACCCAUCAGCAAAAUAUCACUAGGGAUUACAUCAGUGACAUAAUAUUAAUACCACACGAUGAAUCUGCCCCAAAUGUACCACAAAAAAUAGACAAUAGUGACUCUACAAUCAAAAGGUGCCUAGAUCCCAUAGCGGACGAUUGCACAAUAGCUGCAGAUACUUUAUCACUAAAAACCAGAAAGUGUGAUGCCAUAUCUACCACAACCCCCAAUUUAGAUGCAUUUCUUGAAUUUACAAAUUUAAAGCAUGAAUUUGACAACACUGGUGAUGAUAAUUACAGACGAAAUCUUUUCCCCGCUAAUUUUUUGCCUGGUUACCAUAAUUCACCAAACAAAGAUAUUGGAAACGAUGGAUUAAUUAAUAAUGACACUUGUGACAAUGACAAUUAUAAUUUGGUCGUUGUAAUUGACAAUCGGGAAUUUGGAGGGUCUAGAUUAAAGUAUUAUGAUUUAUUGAUUGAUAUUCUAAAGAGAGAACGUAUAAAAUACAAAAUUUGCACUUUACCCUUAGGAGAUAUCAUUUGGGUCUGUUACAAACACACAUAUAGUGGUGAUUCAUCAAAGUGUGGAAUGAGUGGCAGAAAUAGUCUAUUUGCAGGAGGAGAUGCAUAUGUUCUCGGUUGGAUAAUAGAGCGUAAAACUGUAUCCGACCUUCACUCUUCAAUCUUAGAUGGGAGAUACGACGAGCAACGACAAAGGCUAUUAGAAAGCGGAAUGAAGCAGAUUAUUUACUUAUAUGAAAGUUGCACCGAUAGCGUUGAUACUUCUCCCACUGGUAGCUACUGGAAGAAACACGCCAACCCCAAAAUGUUUUCCUCAGCAAAACUAAAUAUCCAAUUCAUAAACGGGUUCAACGUCAUAAACACUUCGUCACCAUCGCAUACUGCCGCUUUUAUUGUGAGAUUUCAUAGGCAAUUAGAAUCGCUAAUUUGUAAUAUGGCAGACAUCAAAAGUUUUAAACAAAUAACUGAUGAUGACAAUAAAAAAUUAUCUUUAUGGUUAAAAAGCCCAGAAAAUUGUUCCUUGUGGGAUAACUGGAUUUUAAAAACUCGUAAAGACUACAAUAUAACAUAUAAACAUAUAUUUGGAAAGCAAUUAAGAUGUAUCCCAACUUGUGGCCCAAUUGCUACAGCUGCUAUACUAAACAAAUGGCCCACACCUAAUGAACUGGCUACGGCGUUAGCUGUGGAUGAAGAUAUCCUGUCAUCCUUGCAAAUUGGAAAGAAGAAACUCAUUGGAAAGAAGCUAGUAAAACAUAUUCUAAAAUUAUAUAAAUCACGCGGUUAA